Messenger RNA from Rana temporaria (common frog), 2412 nucleotides. Its product is annotated as lysosomal protective protein-like. Gene Ontology annotation, molecular function: serine-type carboxypeptidase activity. Gene Ontology annotation, biological process: proteolysis. The record is from RefSeq and is a predicted model, not a curated record. The transcript has 15 exons. NCBI's taxonomy places the organism in Eukaryota, Metazoa, Chordata, Amphibia, Anura, Ranidae. Bases 111 to 1523 code for a protein of 470 amino acids.
CCACCAGACCGGUCACAUGACUAGAGUCAUAUGAGAGAGGGGGAAGUUGCUGGAGAGACAUAUAGAGAAGGAAGUGAAGGAGGCUGUUUGUGAUCUGCAGAGAGGAAAGGAUGCGUCCUCUCCUGCUGUGUGCUGUGCUCCUGGGAGCUCUCUUAGUAGAUUCUGCACCCUCUGAUGAUGAGAUUAAAUACUUGCCGGGGCUGAGAAAGCAACCAUCUUUCCGUCAGUUCUCAGGCUACCUGGAUGUUCCUGGGGGAAAACAUCUCCACUACUGGUUUGUAGAAUCUCAGAAGAACCCAAGUUCCAGUCCUCUGGUCCUGUGGCUGAAUGGAGGUCCCGGCUGUAGCUCUCUGGAUGGCUUGUUGACAGAACAUGGCCCUUUUCUGAUCCAGCCAGAUGGAAUGUCGCUGGAAUACAAUGACUAUUCCUGGAACAAGAUUGCGAAUGUUCUGUACCUCGAGGCUCCAGCUGGCGUGGGCUUCUCCUACUCCGAUGACCAAAAUUAUAAGACAAAUGACACAGAGGUUGCACAUAACAACUAUUUGGCUUUGAAGCAAUUUUACACCCUUUUCCCAGAAUACAGCAAAAGCGAUCUUUACAUCACAGGUGAAAGUUAUGGUGGUGUGUACGUUCCAUCACUGGCUGUUGAAGUGUCACAAGAUUCCACUAUAAACCUCAAGGGAAUCGCUGUUGGCAAUGGAUUAAGUAGUUAUGAAAUUAAUGACAAUUCGCUGAUCUACUUUGCUUAUUACCAUGGAAUAUUGGGUAGCAACCUUUGGGAGGAGCUGCAGAAAUUCUGUUGCCAGGGAGGGAAGUGUCAGUUCUACAAUAGCGCAGAUACAGACUGCUCCCUGCGGGUCCAAGAAGCCAUGCAUGAUGUAUACAGCACAGGGCUGAACAUUUACAAUCUGUAUGAGGAAUGUGCUGGAGGAGCCCCUGGCGAUGUCCGGGAUGAGGGCGAUCACAUUGCUGUGACUUUCCCAGGGAUGCUGUCACCAAAGAUGCAUGCUCACUUCAGCAAGAAGUUGCUUUUUAUAUCUGGCCUCAAUAAACCUGUGAGCUUGGACCCUCCCUGUAUGAACAGUACAGCUUCCAGCACCUUCUUGAAUGACCAAUAUGUGAGGAAGGCAUUGCAUAUAUCUCCUAAUGUCAAUAAAUGGGAGGUCUGCAGCUUUGAUGUUUACCGAGACUAUGGUCGGGUAUAUGAGAGCAUGAAGGAGCACUACUUGAAGCUGCUUGGCGUUAUGAAAUACAGAAUCCUGGUCUAUAAUGGAGAUGUAGACAUGGCCUGCAACUUCUUGGGUGACCAGUGGUUUGUUGAUUCCCUACAACAGAAGUUGCUGGUACAGCGCCGCCCGUGGCUUAUCAAUGAUGGAGCCCAGCAGCAAAUUGGUGGAUUUGUAAAGGAAUUUUCCAACCUGACCUUCCUUACAAUAAAGGGAGCUGGACAUAUGGUACCGACUGACAAGCCCAGCCCGGCCUUUAUCGUGUUCAGUCGUUACAUCAACAAUGAGCCUUUUUAAAUCUGAAUGGGAUAUCUUCUUCUUCUCUGCAAUAUUUAGCAACUGAGCGCCACAAACAUCAGGACUGAUUUGACUGUUCUUUUAAAGUCUGCUCUACUAUAAAGCCCCAAUCAGUGGGUUUGUUUGAUUUCUUUUUCUGUGCUGUUAAUGUAUCGGUUUGUAUUUGCAAUACUAUGAUUGCUGGCACAUGCAUGUCCCCCUAAUCCGCACAGUGCAACUUUCUUUUUUUAUUGCAUGUGUUUUUUGGGGAGAUUCACCCUAUUUUUGUUCUGAUUACUAUUUCCAUUGGGACAAAAGUUGUGUAAAUCAAACAUUUUACAGUAACCGAUCAGAAGAUGACGGGGAAGUCUUCCAGUAGUGACACUCGGCGUAGGAUGGAAAUGGGGAAAUCUCUCAUAUAUGCCACAACCGCACCCCCCCCCCCCCAAAAAAAAAAACCUGAUUGGAGUUUAAUCAUUCCUUACUCUGUUCAAAACAAAAAAAAGAAAAGGUUUUGAAUUGAGAUGCACAUACACCUCACCCCUAUUUAUGUGAUGAUCUCAGGGUGUUUCUAGAUAUAGCACUGUAGACUAACUUCUACCUACUGCUCUUUAAAAUGUUGCGUGGAUCUUAUAAGAGCGGUUGCAGCAGUUGGCCACUUCCUUCUUUUUUUUUUUUUUGCAUUUUUGUCAGAUGAGCUGCUAGAAACAAACCUUAUUUGACCUUUAAGUGUUACCCAAGUUUAAUGUUGGUUAAAUUAACCCUUUCAGGGUAAAAACACAGAAUUGUGCCCUGCAAGAGAAGAGUUUAUUACUAUUUUUUUUUUUUUUAGUGGCCUAUCCUCCCCUCUCUGUUCUGCUCUCCCUGGAAGUUCUUGAUGCCUGUGUCACCCGCCGUGUGCUAGUACCUU